Messenger RNA from Micromonas commoda, 264 nucleotides. RefSeq lists its product with no specific name. Lineage: Eukaryota; Viridiplantae; Chlorophyta; Mamiellophyceae; Mamiellales; Mamiellaceae. Gene Ontology annotation, biological process: RNA 3'-end processing. Gene Ontology annotation, molecular function: nucleotidyltransferase activity. The annotation marks the transcript as partial. The record is from RefSeq and is a predicted model, not a curated record. The transcript has a single exon.
GCGAGGGUGCCGCUCAUUAAAUUCCGGGAUCCACGAACCGGGGUCAAGUGCGACGUUUGCGUGGGCAACGACGGCGUGUACAAGUCCGCGGUGCUCGGCGCGAUGGCGGACCUGGACUCGCGGUACAGGGAUCUGGUGUUUUUGGUCAAGAUGUGGGCGAAAAACUUUGACUGCAACGACGCCACCGCGGGUUCCUUCAACAGCUACUCGCUGUCGCUCAUGUCGCUGUUUCACCUGCAGACGAGGUCGCCCCCGAUUCUACCG